Molecule: messenger RNA, 291 nt
Organism: Prorocentrum cordatum
Lineage: Eukaryota; Dinophyceae; Prorocentrales; Prorocentraceae
Source: the annotation of a GenBank genome assembly
AUGCGCGCGGGCAUCAGCGAGUUUGGCGGCAGGAGGCCACCAGAUCCUUCGGUGGUGGGCGCGGUCUCAGAUGGCACCCUGAGUCCCAGCAUCAAGGAAGAGGCGGCCCUGCCGGAGCACCACGGCGCGAUGCUGGCGGAGAUGGGCCGGCUAGGUGUGCCGCUGAAGCCAGGCUUCUGCAUACGCGCGGACUGCAUCGCGUCUAAGCCCGAUUCCGUCGAGCUGUGGGAGGCGCUCGAGCCGGCGAUUGUCAGGCUUAGGGACAGGGAGGCGGAGGAAGACGGGGAGUAG